UGUUUACAUUUGCGGUGUUUCUUGAGCUGACAGCGUCUUCAGCAGCUGAUAUCUCGUCAAAAAUAUUACAUAGGAAACAAUGGUGGCGGUUUUCCUGGUGACUCUUUAUGAAUAUUCUCCACUUUUUUACAUUAGUGUUGUGUUUUUAUGCUUCGUUGUUACGGCUGCAAUGGUACUUGGGUGGGUGGGCUUUGAUGUCCAUGCCAUUCUUCGAAACUCUGAUGAAGAACAGUCAGUUCUCCCAACUCCAGAAAAGCAAAUGGUUCGGGUCACCAACCCCUUCACCCUGGAGCUGGCAUGUAAACCUGCCUCUGUGGCUGAUGGGGUGUGGUUGCGACUUCGCUGCCUUGAAUCCUCUGUUCUGAGCUGUUUCUGGGGUUGUGACACUUCUUCUGUUCAGGCAGCUCUAAAGGCCCUGCAGCACAGCCCACAGCCCAGCAGUCUGCAGUGUUUCCAGGAGGCUUUAGCCUUUCAGUAUAACUACAGCCAAAAGUUUCAAGUUAGUGAUACAAACUGGACUGAGCUCUUCACACACAUCCCUGCAGAACAGGAGAUCACAGACUUUGGGCCUCUACCAAGGCAGCGCUACCCCCUAGUGGCUGUGUUGACUUUGGCCGAGCAAGAGGCUGUUGACAAUUACAACAUUGUGGCCAGUGUGACAGUCAUUCACGUACCAGAUGACAAGUACACUCUCUCAGCACGCACACUUUUUCAGUACCUUUUUACUGCACAGGGAAGCAUGUAUGAGUUAAAGCCUCUCUUCAUGUCUGCAGACAGUGAGGAAGACAAAGCAGGGCCCAGUACCAGCAGCAGUACAGACGUGAGCCCAAACGGACCAGAACUGGACUCUGAGGAGGAGCAGUGGUCGGACAGGAGCGAGCGGGACUGUGUGGUGUGUCAGAAUGCCAAAGUGAACAAAGUGCUUCUCCCCUGUAGACACACGUGUGUGUGUGAGAACUGUGUGCUGCACUUACAGCACUGCCCGGUCUGUAGAGCCUUCAUCAUAGAGUCAUUUAUCUUGAGACCCAGUGAAACAAACAGCAUUUAGGAUGUACCUACAGGCAUAUAGGUACAUCUAGAAGGACUGUUCUCUUUUCAUGGAACCUUAUUUAUAGUUUUUAAGAAUAAACAUUACAGAGUA
Messenger RNA from Boleophthalmus pectinirostris (great blue-spotted mudskipper), 1141 nucleotides. RefSeq names its product cell growth regulator with ring finger domain 1 (gene cgrrf1). The record is from RefSeq and is a predicted model, not a curated record. Bases 80 to 1048 code for a protein of 322 amino acids. Gene Ontology annotation, biological process: negative regulation of cell growth. NCBI's taxonomy places the organism in Eukaryota, Metazoa, Chordata, Actinopteri, Gobiiformes, Gobiidae. The transcript has 6 exons.